GGUAAACAACAGCAUCGUGAAAGAUGCUACCAGUGCAGAUGAAUGGGACAGACAUGGAUGGCUAUUAUAUUGACAAGAGAAGUACUGUGAACUGGAGCUCCCUGAGAAGUCUUCAUGAAUGUGGGACCGAGAAGUUGCUGGAGGUUUGGUUCUCCAGGCAGCAGCCCGACGCAAAUCAAGGAUCUUCGCGCCACCCCAAGAUCCAAAUGGGACCUACUUAUGAAGGAUGUGCAAUGUUCAAUCAUAAGUGUGACAAAAACUGACAAGCAGGAAGCUUAUGUAUUCAGUGCGAGUAGCAUGUUUGUCUCCAAGAGACGUUUCAUUUUGAAGACGUGUGGUACCACCCUCUUGAUGAAAGCACUGGUUCCCCUGUUGAAACUUGCUAGGGAUUACAGUGGGUUUGACUCAAUUCAAAGCUUCUUUUAUUCUCGUAAGAAUUUCACAGAGCCUUCUCACCAAGGGUACCCACACCAGAAUUUCCAGGAAGAAAUAGAGUUUCUUAAUGCAAUUUUCCCAAAUGGAGCAGCAUAUUGUAUGGGACGUAUAAAUUCUGACUGUUGGUACUUGUAUACUUUGGAUCUCCCAGAGAGUCAAGUAAUCAAUCAGCCAGAUCAAACCUUGGAAAUUCUGAUGAGUGAGCUUGACCCAGCAGUUAUGGACCAGUUCUACAUGAAAGAUGGUGAUACUGCAAAGGAUGUCACUCGUGAGAGUGGAAUUUGUGACCUGAUACCAGGUUCUGUCAUUGAUGCCACACUGUUCAAUCCUUGUGGGUAUUCGAUGAAUGGAAUGAAAUCGGAUGGAACUUAUUGCACUAUUCACAUCACUCCAGAACCAGAAUUUUCUUAUGUUAGCUUUGAAACAAAAAGUCAGACCUCCUAUGAUGACCUGAUCAGGAAAGUUGUGGAAGUCUUCAAGCCAGGAAAAUUUGCGACCACCCUGUUUGUAAAUCAGAGUUCUAAAUGUUGCACUGUGCUUUCUUCACCCCAGAAGAUUGAAGGUUUUAAACGUCUUGAUUGCCAGAGUGCUACGUUCAGUGAUUACAAUUUUGUUUUUACCGGUUUUGCUAAGAAGCAGCAACAACUGCAAAGUUGAUUAAGAAAAGGAAGAAAAAAAUGCAAAAAGAGAAUACACAUAGAAGAAGGUGGUGGCUGCUUUUUAGAUACUGAUACCAGGGGCCAUGCUUUCCAUAACCACCACCUUAUAGUUGCAGAAAGUCCUAGAUGUAAUGAUAGUGUAAUCAUUUUGAAUUGUAUCCAUUAUUAUAUCAAGGAGUUAGAUAGCUUACAUGAAUGCUCUCUUCUGUGUUUGGGUAUCCUAUGCCACUCCUGCUGUGAAAUUGAAGUGCAUGUAGAAAAAACCUUUUACUGUAUGAAACUUUACAACACUUGUGAAAACAAUUCAAUUUGGUUUACUCACAGUGUCGUAUUUCUCCAGGUUUCAUCCAAAAUUCCCCACAGGCAAGGCUUUCGUCCUCAUUAGGUGUUGGCCUCAGCCUAGCCAUCUGGGACUGUUCUAUAAAAUUGCUGCCAGGAUUUUACAUCCACCUUGCCGCCACUUUCUAGAACAUACUCUCUACUAAUGUUAUCAGAACCAAUUUCUACUUCAUACAGAUGUUUUUGCAACAGCAGUUAAAGUUUUCCUUCCAUGAGCCAAGUCCUCUAAUGAUUGUGGUUAUCCAUUUGGUGUGUUGCUAUUUUAACACUGCUUCCUAAACUUGUAUUAUUUUAAUUGAUUCGUUCCUCUCCAUGGUGUCUCCCCUCCAACCACACCCCCUCAGUGAAGCAAUACACUAUUACACUGUGGGUUUAUGCUAUUCUUAUACCCCAGAGGGGGGAGGAGGGGAUAGAGCCUGGGCUUCAUUUUCUUUUAAGGUCAGGGGAGUUUGGCCUUUUCAUUAGAAUGAGCUCUUUUGGAGAUAGUAACAAAAAUAAGGUCAUGUCUAUGAGGAAAGAAGACAUAGAUGGAUGCUAGGGAAUAUUGGCAGAACUGAAUGGAAAUCGUAUGCCACUCUGUAGCUCUUGUGCCCACCCCAUUAAAUGAGAUUACCUUCUCAGGAAUACCAUGCUUUUACUAACCGGCUAAGUGGUAGUAUAAAAGAAUUAUUAUCAAUAUACUAUAUUUAUUAGUGAGGAGAUUUAAGAUGAAGGUAGUGUUGGAUUCAACAGAUCAGAUAAGCUCAGAUGAUUCACGUUAACUUUAUUUUUGCAGCCAUUUCCACUAAUUUCUAUUAAUGAUAUGCCAUAAACUUUGGUUCAAAGCAAAAAAAAAAAAAAAAAAAAAGAGAAAGUAAACAAACACAGCAUUUAACCUGAUUAUGUAAGAGAAAAAAAUACUUUAAAGGUGCUAAGAAAAUUAGCAGAAAUGAAAUAACACAAAAGUUGAAAAAAAUUGUUAAGCAAAAAAAAAAAAAAUAUUAAAGCAGACCACCACCACUACCAAAAAAGCAGAACCAACAAAUUCAAGUACUAUAAUUACAUUUAAAAGACUACAGAAUUUAUUAAGGAAGAAAAAAAUUAAAAUGAAAAGCAGAAAAAACCGACAUCAUAGAAGAGACUGUUAGCGAAGGUUUCCUGAACCAAGAGAGAGGAAACCUUUGAAUGGAUGGUAUCAGAACCUCAGUACUGCAGGGGAGAUGACACAAGUAAUCAGAUGGUGGUAGCUGAAGCAGAGCUUCUGGUCUUUUUGCAGACUAGGGACCCUUCUAAGGCAGGCGCCUGGAAUGAGGCGCUCUACCUGAGACAGAGACAGAGAAGGAGUGGCAACAGCUUCUUGGAGUGAACCCAGCACAUCUGGGAGUGAUGAUUUUUCUGUAUCUUUUCCAUUUCUUCUCUGGUAGUUGAUUGUCUAGAUCAUGGGAGACCUGUACUGUCUAGUGGGUAGAGUGAAACAACACAGGGAAGAAUUGAACACUAUCUAACAAGGUGGGAGGCAAGAACUGUCCUUACUCCUGGGACCAGGACUCAGUGUUGUAGCUUCAGGUAGAAGUCAGGAAGCUCCACGAGGUGAGUGACCAACAGAAGGACGCUGUGUCCAUCAGCUCAAAUGCCUCAAAUGCUUGUAGAGCCACAGUUGCUGCCACUGCCUUGAAACACUCAUGUCUCAGAACCAUACUCACCAGACAGAACUGCCCCAGGAAGAUAGCUUCACCUCUCUUCUUCCCUCCAAGUUUCACAGGAGAGCACAGGCAGAAGCUAAGUCACAUCUAAGACCUCAGCUAACAAGAGCCUGGGAAAUGUAGUCUAUAGUUCUUCAGAUUAACAAUCAAUCCAAACACAACCAAACCACAGAAGGGGUUUGGAAACCAAUGCCAAAUGCUGAUGAUCAUAUUUAGCACAAUGUAUCUAGAUGUAGUUCCUUUCAUUGACCUUGUUUGGAGCUUCCUGAAUCUGAAAGUAGAUAUCUUUUAUCGGUUCUGGAAAAUUUUCAGCCAGUGUGCACUCAAAUGUUGCCUGACUUCUCUGGGUUACCACUUUCUCUUGGUUUUUGGCCUUCGAAGAUUCAUCAUUACUUUCUCUCCAUUGAGUCACUCCCCCCCCACCCCCCAGCAAAAAAAGGGUAAAUUACUUCUUGGAGGAAGAGUAAUAUUACUCAAAAUAUUAGGUUGUUUUCAACCUUUAAUUUGGACACUAUUGAAUAACAAAAGUAAUAAAAAUUGACCUGAGAUAAAAUCUUUAUCACAUGCUUUAUUCCCCUUCACCCCUACCUUCAUCAAAGGGAAUUUAUUAAAGAAAAGCCAGGAGCUGAGGGACUGUAAGGUUAUGUGCCUGUCUUACAGUUUUUAAGAGGCCUGGAGCUGCUCCACACUUGCUGGCUGUAGAUAAAUGGCAGGGCCAGCAAGGAUGCCUUUGAACAGUCUUCUCUUAAAGCCAGAUUUCUUAGACAAAUUGAUUUAUGGCAUCUGUCAAAGCAUAUUUCUCAUUAAAGAGGAAAGUAGCAAGCUGAUGAUAGAAUAUCAGUUCUUAGUGACAGGAGAGAGAAGCAGGUUUAUGUUUGGCAGCUUCUACCACCGUCAGCGUUGUGGUUCUGCAGUGGCAUGGAUGACUCAGAGCCCUUUCCCUAGAGUUGCUAGGCAUGAACUCUUAAUUAGAAAUAACAUGUAAUAUUUCUGAGCAGGAAGCAAUGAACAAACUGACCUGCAGCUAUUAGACAAUAUAAAUAACAAAAUUUCAUUCCUCAAGAGGCCAUGUUAGGGAAGAAGUAGGUGUAAAACAGUUUCCAAUAGAGGUUACUUGAUGGAGUUCAGAACAUGUUACUUAUUGCAAAAUACAGUACCUUGGCAUAUCCAGUAUUGGAAACUGGAGGAAUUUGAGAACUGGAAGAACUGGAAGAAGCAGGAAGGACUCUAAACUCCCCUUCUCCCCUGAAGGAACCCUCUCCCUGCACCUAAAAGGGAAAGGGAUUCUUAUUUCCCGGGAUGGAAGGACACUGCGAGGAACCCAAAGGAGCAUGAUUUGCUAAAUUUCUCAGUUUACUACCUUUUGCUCAUAUCCCUUUGUCCUAUCAUGUUUUCCCAUGACUUUCCACUCUUCAUCAAGCUCAGUAUAGAAACACUCAGGCGUAACUAUUCCUUCAGGUUUUCAUUUCCUUAUAAAGGCUUCAGAGACAUGAAAACUUAUAGUAAAGAAAUCUGUAUGCUUUUCUCCUGUUAAUCUGUCUUUGUCAGUUUAUUUUUCAGGCUCAGUAUGGGACCCAAAGAGGGCUGAGAAAUACUUUCUCCUCCCCUCUACUUAAGUAGGGACACUCCUGCAUCAGUUCACAAACAUGCAAUUAAAAAUAAUUUUUCCCCUCAUUUGAGGGUCAUAAUGAUACCAGGAAAAGAAGUGAAGGCUACUCCCUACUACCUGAACUCCUCACAUGUAUUCUCUCACAGCCAGCAGGGGCAGAGAGGGCAUGGUGACAAAAGCCUCCUUGGGAGCAGAACCUACCCAUAUUUUCCCCCUAAAGGGAUCAUGUGUUCUGCUAGAUUCUAUCCAACCACUUAAAGGGACAAGGCAUCCUGGCAGCUGAUUUGGCUACAUGCUAAUGCUGGGGCCCAGGUCAAGGCUACUCUCAGCCUGAAUUUUGCAUGAGGCACAAAUGCUUAGAAGAGAGACGUUGUAGUUCACUGAUGUGUGGCUGCACUGACUCAAUUCCCGCCAAGCUGUCUCUGCCAUGUUAGUGUGCUCGAUCAUUAAAAUAUACUCCUGUUCUGCCACUACCCAGUUUAAAAUCCUUCAGUGACUCCUUCACUACCUACAAAGUAAACCCCAAAUCUGUUAUAGAAAACCCUCCAUGAUCUUACCUACUGGUUGCUUCCCCACUCCAGGCAUUCAAAACACUUUGGUUGUUCAUGACCAAAGUGAACAUAUUUCAUUGUUCCAAGGGUCUAGUCAGAGUGGACCAUGCCGUGGGUCUCCCAAGAUGAAUCAAUGAAUUCUCUGCCCAAGGACUUUUGGGUUUGAGAAGAGAGAGAGAGAGUUGGGGGAAAGAGAAAGAGAGGGAGAAAGAGAGAGGGAGGGAGAAAAAGUGUGGAGAAAAACACUCAGCAGUGAGAGAGGAUGAGGUCCAUAUGCAGAGAAAUGUGAAAGAGAUGGAGAGUCUUGGUAGCAUUGACCCCCCCCCAGUUCCAGUUGGAUUUUAUUACAUUGUUGACCUGGAUAACUCCUUCACAGGGAAAAGGACAUGAAUUUCUGAUCUCCAGUGAGGGUGCCAUUUAAAAAAAAAAAUGCUGUCUGGAGCACUCUUUCUAGCUUGAAGUAGCAUAUAACUGAAAGACUGGAGACAUCUAGUUAUUUCUAGCUUUGUCUCUACCCACCCCCCAGCUUUGCCUUUGACGCAAAAAGAAAAAAAAAAGCUGAAAGAAAAAGUGCCAAAGAAUAUUUUUUUAAAAAUGUUCUUUUAUUUAUUUGUGAGAAAACAUUUUGAGGCUAAUUCUUCAAGAUAAGAUCCUGAGCUUUAUGAAAAUACCUGAUAGCUUUAAUUUGAAAAAGAUAAUCUGCUGGAGCAUUCAAUGGAAAAACACACAUGUUGUCAAAUACUUAUUUUUCUCUCUACAAACUGCCCCUUAAGUACACAUCUAGGCUAGCAAUGUUUGGAAUGUAUAAAAGAAUCUAAGGAAUUAAGUUAGAAUUCAUUGAUUACCUGCAUCUCUUUUAGGCUUCAGGAUUGAGCAAGUGCGUGUUGUUUGAAGUGUGGAAACUUACACCCAUGAAAUUUCCCUUUUAUUGUUAGCACAAGUCAGUACCUGGGAAGCUGGUUGAGAAAAAGUACAGUGAGGCGUGCCCUGGGAUGACUCGUUCCUUUUCAUUCAUAAGAACUGGGCUCAAGCCUCCCCACCUCAGGGUGGGAGCCAUGACUGGGAGUCUGUACGAGGCCAGCAAACCCAGGCAGAAAAUCUAUAUGUGGAUCCACAGACCGCAGAUGAGAGGGGGCCACUGGUUCCACAAAACCAAACCCAAGAGAGAAGUGGGCAAAGGCAGAGGAGAGGAGCUGGGGCACUGGAUCAGUAAAGUAGGAGGUUCAUACCGAGGGCUGCAAACAGGAAUCCCCCUCAACCUACAGGUUGCUGAAGAUUAAGGAGAACAUGCUAGGCUGUCCUUUCUAGCCUUUCUUUAC
Messenger RNA from Sus scrofa (pig), 6594 nucleotides. Lineage: Eukaryota; Metazoa; Chordata; Mammalia; Artiodactyla; Suidae. The record is from RefSeq and is a predicted model, not a curated record.